AUGAAGUGGAAGAGAAAAAAAUGUAAUUUGAUAAAUCCUCACUCAUCAUCAAUGAGUCUCAAAUACACCUUAAGGCAAAACCAACGAGGAAUUAUAUUCGACUUCCCACUGGUUAACAUUGAAUCCACUGUUGAGAAUAUUUCACAACUACCCAAUUUCAAAUCAAAGCUACGUGCAUUAUACAAGAGAUUUUAUAAACUUCGCAAAUUUGAAUGUACACCAACUUUAUUCAAGGUUGGUGAUAAUCCAUACCUAACACCAGAUAUCAACAGUGAAGAUUAUGUUUCAUUGGUUAAGAGACAUUUCAAACAUGUUGACUACAAUCUCAAACGAAAGAAAUUUCUAGGGCUUCUGCCACUUUCAGAAGAUCAACUUGAACAAAGACUUUUCGCUACAUUAACGUUUGUAUUCAAUCACACGGUGGCAGCUGCAAAUCCACAUGCAGAGGAGCCUGUAGCUACAAUUGAGGAUGAGAAGAGAGCUAGCUUUGACACUAUCGAGUCACAAGUUAUUAGCACAUUGCUUCGAAUGGAUUAUGAUAGUCCUUGGCAGGUCAAAUAUGAUUACAAGUUACAGUGGCUAGAUCAAUUGGAUCAACUACAAAAUGAUAACAAGCCAAAGAAGAAGAAUAAGAAGAAGAAUGACAAUGAAGUACUCCCUUACUUGACGUACAAUCAGUAUAUGAAGACAGUGAUGAGAUUGAAUGAAAGUUUGGGGUUAUGCUUGUAG
Molecule: messenger RNA, 729 nt
Organism: Lodderomyces orthopsilosis Co 90-125
Lineage: Eukaryota; Fungi; Ascomycota; Pichiomycetes; Serinales; Debaryomycetaceae
Exons: 1
Coding region: 1-729 (242 amino acids)
Source: RefSeq, a predicted model, not a curated record